AUGCCUGAGUCCGAAAGUAAUAAUUUUUCGGGCCGCAUUAUCAUCUUUACCGCAAUCUACGACGCUGUUCGCUUUGCCCUUCCCUCCACGAGGAAAGAAAGCACAAAUAAAGCAGCAUCGAAGAGAUGCGAGAAGAUGACUGCGCUCGCGCUCUCACGCACCCCAGUCCUCUUCAUCUCUGGCGAACCCCGCCGUCGAUUCGCCGCCCACUUCUCUCGUAGGAGUCAGAAAAUCGCCGCCCUCAGACGUACUUCGAUCCCCCGGCACUUGGCAGGGUUAUCGAAUGGGAGGAAGCCGAGGCGACGGGAUAGAGGGGGAGGGGUUUGGACGGAGGAGGAGUUGAAUGGGAGCUAUGAUUUGGAGGCGGAGAUCUAUGAAUUCAUGCAGAGGUCGGCGAAUCCGUUGGAUUUCCCGAGUAGAGAUGAUCUGAUAGCUGCUGGGAGGGGGGAUUUGGCGAGAGCCAUCGAGAAGGAAGGGGGUUGGCUUGCCUAUGGCUGGGAAUCGGAUGCGGAAGAAGAGGAGGGGACUGUCAGUAAGGUUACGGAUUUGGCCGGAGAGAGGCCGUGUGAAGAUUAUUCGAGAGUAUUUCAGAAUAGGAUGACUUCAGUCAAUGGUGAAGCUAAAGCUUGCUUGAAAACUGAUUCUGAGAAUUCUUCUGGUGCUUCUACGUCUGGGAGGCCAAUGAGCACUGCAGUUCCGCAGGAUUCUGGAAUCGAGGGUAUAUUGUGUCGUCUUGAGAAAGAACGGAGUUUAGCUUUUGGUUUUGUCUCUUCAAAGGAGAAAGAGGUGAUGGUUAAGAAGGAAGAGAGCCAGUCCAUGCAAAAAUUACAGUCCAUGAGGGCUGUAAGGCAUGGAUUUGGAAAUGUGGUUGGAAGCAUUGAAAGUACCAGAAUAUGUGACUCAUCAAACCUUGGAGAAGGUUUACAUCUUUACUCGAGCGUCCAAAAUUCUCAUCACGGAUCUUUAAUGAAUACCAAUAACAACUCUAAACCUGGUUCAUGGAGAGCAUGGAGUAUUCAAAGGUCAGGAGAUCCUCUGUCUAAUUUUGAAGCUGCUGAAAUUGUUUUUGAGGAAGACCGAAGGGAAUCAAACCUCAAGUUUGCUAGCCGCCAUUUAAUAGAAAUGGAGAAGAAAAAUGUAUCAGGGGGUCAAUUGGCGCCUGGAACAAGUAGUGGAAACAAUUGCCCUUAUGAUAAUGACCAGGGAAGUCUCAAAAGUGAAAUUUCCGUAAAUUUGCAGCACCUGGAAUUACAGCUAACUUCUGCACUUCAAUUACUUCAAUUCAGGAGUAACGGUAUUCAUUCAUACGAGGAUCAAGACCAAGAAAGCUUACUCAUGCGGCUGCAUAAUCUUUCCGAUGCAUUGGAAUUCCAGCAGAAUGAAAUAAAGAAUGCCAGAGAUAUAUUACGUUCAACAAGAGCUAAACUGGCUGUUAUGGAAGGCAAGAUAGCAAUUGAGGUCAUUGAAUCUCAAAAAGUUAUUGAAGAGAAACAAAAGAGACUGGCUGCUGCUGAAUGGUCCCUACGUAAUUUGAGCUCUGUUUGCAUAAUUUGGCCUAACUCUGCCUCUGAAGUUCUUUUGGCUGGGUCAUUUGAUGGAUGGACAAGUCAGUGGAGGAUGGAAAAGAACAAUUCCGGGCUAUUUUCUGUGUGCCUGAAGCUCUAUCCCGGACGCUAUGAGAUCAAAUUCAUUGUUGAUGGUGUUUGGGCCAUCGAUCCGAUUCGUCCUAUUUCCGACAAUAAUGGCUUUAAGAACAAUCUUCUUUUUGUCAGCUAAGUGCAUGACAUUGGUGCUUGUAAUUGAAAUUUUGUGGAUUGAUUAGUUAAAUCAUUCAAAUUUAGUUUUAUUAUUAUUUAUUUAUCAGUAAGAAGCUCUUUUUGUUACCACUGUAUUGUAUCUUUUUUCUUCUUGAUUUAUAUCAUGUAUCAACCUAAGCAUGUGCCAUGAAAUCCUUCAACACUCCCCAAACAUUUGAAUUUGAUUUUCUUUUAGUGGGCAUUUGCAUGCAUAUAAUUUUUAUGCU
Phalaenopsis equestris is the source of this 2023-nucleotide messenger RNA. RefSeq lists its product as uncharacterized. The coding region runs from base 1 to 1776 and encodes 591 amino acids. NCBI's taxonomy places the organism in Eukaryota, Viridiplantae, Streptophyta, Magnoliopsida, Asparagales, Orchidaceae. The record is from RefSeq and is a predicted model, not a curated record. The transcript is spliced from 8 exons.